UGAGAGUUACGCGUAUACGUCAUUGGUUGAAUCACACAUUCGCAAGUACUCUUCGGUUUAUGAAUGAUGUACCUACAACACAUACACAACUUACCAACUAGGACGAUUGUUGACGUCCUUGUUGGGGUACCAGCUGAGUCGAGAUAAAUGUCGUUGAACAGUAUCAGUAAAGAAAUGUAAUCGCAAUUGAAACUGUUUUAACCGGUCCUUUAAUUCAUCUUCAAAAUGAUUUUUUUGGUGGCACUUCUGCUAUUGGUUGCUUACGUGUAUUAUUAUUUGACUCGCAAUUUCAAUUACUGGAAUAAAAGACAGAUUGUGGGCCCUAAACCAAUUCCUUUUUUUGGAAAUAUUCAAGAUGUAGCAUUUUUUCGUUUAACGCAAGCAGAAUGCCUUCAAAAAAUCUAUCAAAACUACAAAGGCGAGAAAUACGUCGGAAUGUUUCAAUUAAGCACACCGACGUUACUUCUGUUAGAACCUGAAAUAAUAAAACAAAUUUUAGUGAAGGAUUUCCAACACUUUACCGAUAGAGGACAUCAUUAUGACGGAGAAAGAGAACCACUAACAGCAAACUUAGUUAAUUUGGAAGGAACAAAAUGGCGCAUCUUGAGACACAAAUUAACCCCAACAUUUAGUUCUGGCAAGAUUAAAAAUAUGAUGCAUCUUUUACACGACUGCGGUAAACAACUUCUGCAAUACUUACAGGAUAAUAUGAAAAAUUCAAAUGAGAUGGAAAUUGAAAUGAGAGAAUUUACAGCUAAAUUUACCACUGAUGUAAUAGGAUCGUGCGCUUUCGGAUUACAUUUCAACUCAAUGUCAAAAGAAUCGUCAGACUUUCGACGAAUGGGUCGAGAAGUUUUGCAACCUUCUAAAAUUUCCGCUCUUUCGAAACUUGUACGCGUAUUUUUUCCGGCUCUGUUCAAAAUCCUUAAUUUACGAACGUUUCCGAAAGAAGUUAACGAUUUUUUUCUCUCCAUGGUUUCGGAAACUUUGAAACAUCGUCGAACGCACAACAUCCAUCGUGAAGAUUUCUUACAAAUGUUGGCCGAUUUACGCGAAACAAAAGAUCACACAAAUCCUGAAUCCGAUCAAGAUUUUGAAGUAGAUUUGUCAGAUAAUUUGAUUGCGGCGCAAGCUUUUGUAUUCUUUUUGGCUGGAUUUGAAACAUCAUCGACAACGUUGAGCUUUUGUUUACAUGAAUUAGCUGUUAACAAAGAAAUUCAACAAAAUGUGUACGAAGAAAUAAAAACGACGGUGGAGAAAAAUGGCACAACCCUGACUUAUGAAUCUUUGAAAGAUCUAGUUCUAUUGGAACAAUGCUUAUACGAAACGAUGCGAAAAUACCCUCCAGUUCAAGCACUAGCGCGAAUAUGUACGAAAUCAUACCAGAUACCGGAAACUUCGGUUACUAUUGAUGAAGGAACUGCAGUUCUCAUUCCUGUGUACGCUUUACAUCAUGAUGAAAAAUAUUACGAAAAUCCGGAAACUUUCGACCCUCAGAGAUUCUCUAAAGAAAAUAUGAAUCAACGACAAUUUGGUAUUUAUUUACCAUUUGGCGAUGGACCACGAAUCUGUAUAGGUAAAAGAUUUGCCUUAUUGGAAAUGAAAUUAGCUCUGGCUACUUUUUUGUACAAGUAUGAAAUCAACGUUUGUUCGAAAACACGUCAUCCACUACCUUUAGAUCCUCGCGCUUUCAUAUUAGCUCCAAGAGAUGGAAUUUGGUUAAAGAUACAUCCUAGAACAAACUCGUGUCAAUUGUAGCGGAAAAUAUAAAAUUUUGAGAUCGCUCUUUUUA
Molecule: messenger RNA, 1792 nt
Organism: Planococcus citri (citrus mealybug)
Lineage: Eukaryota; Metazoa; Arthropoda; Insecta; Hemiptera; Pseudococcidae
Product: probable cytochrome P450 6a13
Exons: 7
Coding region: 226-1758 (510 amino acids)
Molecular function (GO): oxidoreductase activity, acting on paired donors, with incorporation or reduction of molecular oxygen; monooxygenase activity; heme binding
Source: RefSeq, a predicted model, not a curated record